Molecule: messenger RNA, 377 nt
Organism: Owenia fusiformis
Lineage: Eukaryota; Metazoa; Annelida; Polychaeta; Sabellida; Oweniidae
Source: the annotation of a GenBank genome assembly
UGGUAAUCUUCUUCAAGAUGACUGCAGUAUAAAUGGGGCUUUUUAUACAAGUACCAUAGGCAAAUGCAAAUUAAAUGGAACAAGAAGACUAGAGACAGUAGUGGCCUGUCAGAACAAUGCAACAUGUGUAAGAACUGGGCAGAAUAUUGAUGACUUCUACUGUUGCUGUCAAGAAGGAUUUAUGGGAGACCGAUGUCAAACAGAAAUUGAUGAAUGUGCAAGUGGUCCUUGUCAGAAUAAUGGAACCUGUAAAGAUCUAUUGAAAAGUUAUGAAUGUGAUUGUUUGAAUGGAUUCAUUGGAGUAAAUUGCCAAUUACAAGUCAAUGAAUCUCAAGCUGUAUGUGACUUAAACAACUGUCAGAAUAAUUCAACUUGUG